Molecule: messenger RNA, 618 nt
Organism: Knipowitschia caucasica
Lineage: Eukaryota; Metazoa; Chordata; Actinopteri; Gobiiformes; Gobiidae
Source: the annotation of a GenBank genome assembly
AUGGAGUCAGAGAUGGAGAAAGUGCCAGUGCUUUCCCAGGUCCAACACUGCAGCAAAGAAAUGCAACCUUUCUCUUCCCCCUUGGUCUCGCCUUCAGAGCAGCCGGCUUUUGGAAACCCUUUAGGUCUACAGAGAGACCCCCAGAUCUCCUGUUUCACUUCAGACGCCUCUCCCAAUGCAUUCUCUGCCUGUAAUUGUUGUGAGGCGGAUUGGCCGCGAGUGGUGGGGGAGGAACGGCAGGAGGUGCAGCAGGAGGAGCAGCAGGAGGAGCAGCAGGAGGAGCGGCAGGAGGUGCAGCAGGAGGAGGAACAGCAGGAGGAACAGCAGGAGGAGCGGCAGGAGGAGCAGCAGGAGGAGCGGCAGGAGGAGCAGCAGGAGGAGCAGCAGGAGGAACGGCGGGAGGAGCAGCAGGAGGAGCAGCAGGAGGAGCAGCAGGAGGAGCAGGAGGAACAGCAGGAGGAGCGGCAGGAGGAGCAGCAGGAGGAGCAGCAGGAGGAGCAGCAGGAGGAGCAGCAGGAGGAGCUGCAGGAGGAGCAGCAGGAGGAGCAGCAGGAGGAGCAGCAGGAGGAGCAGCAGGAGGAGCGGCGCAGCUACUCUCCGACACACUCUAAAUACUAA